Messenger RNA from Cynara cardunculus var. scolymus (artichoke), 849 nucleotides. Its product is annotated as phosphoserine aminotransferase, chloroplastic-like. Gene Ontology annotation, biological process: L-serine biosynthetic process. The coding region runs from base 187 to 606 and encodes 139 amino acids. The record is from RefSeq and is a predicted model, not a curated record. The transcript has a single exon. Gene Ontology annotation, cellular component: chloroplast stroma; cytoplasm. NCBI's taxonomy places the organism in Eukaryota, Viridiplantae, Streptophyta, Magnoliopsida, Asterales, Asteraceae. Gene Ontology annotation, molecular function: pyridoxal phosphate binding; O-phospho-L-serine:2-oxoglutarate transaminase activity.
AUAGGUGUUAAAGUUUAAACGAUUGAAUUAGCAAAUCGAUUUCUAACGGAACAAAUUUGGACUUCUGUCUUUUCCAGAUAUGAAAAAAUACCCGUUGGGCCCGAAUCCCACUCCACACUUCUGCUGUCGAGUAUCUACGAUUCCCACGCUUCUGCUAUUGGAAAUGCUCMAGAGAUCACACCUGUGAUGUUGGAUUACAAGAUCCACGCAGAUAACAAUUUGUUAUACAACACACCACCAUGUUAUGGGAUUUACAUGUGUGGAUUGGUGUUUGAGGAUUUGUUGGCACAGGGUGGUUUGGUGGAGGUUGAGAAGAAGAAUGUGAAGAAGGYUCAGAUUCUGUAUGAUGCAAUUGAUGAGAGUAAARGGUUUUAUCGAUGCCCGGUUGAGAAAUCGGUGAGAUCGUUGAUGAAUGUGCCUUUUACGCUUGAGAAAUCGGAAUUGGAAGCUGAGUUUGUGAAAGAAGCUGCUAAAGAGAAGAUGGUUCAACUGAAGGGGCAUCGAUCAGUUGGUGGAAUGCGAGCUUCGAUAUACAAUGCUAUGCCUUUGGCUGGUGUUGAGAAGCUGGUUGCUUUCAAGAAGGAUUUCCAAGCAAAACAUGGUUAGAAUUUUGGGGGUUUAGGGUUUUGUUUUUGUAGCAUUUUGUUGUUGCUUGCUCUGUUUUUGAUCAUGCUGUUAUGUUAUGUUAUUAUUAUGUCUUGUUUCUGGAUCUCUUAUUACCCAUAGUCCUUUGGAAGAAAAGGGAUGGAUGAAUUGGAUUUCAACAUGAAUGCUUAGGUAGUUCUGUGAUUUUAUUCUGGGUAAUGAAUAUUUCAAAUGAAAUGGUGGCAUCUGGGUUGCUUAUUGAUU